GUUGUGACGGGGAGGGAGUCGCGGCAAGCCUGGCGCUAAGAAGCCGCCGGCGUGCACGACAGCGACAACCUCCCCGGAGGGGCGAUGGCGGCGGGGACCUCCCCCUGCUGCCGAAGCGGGCUGCAGCCUCUGCGGGCCACCGUCCCCUUCCAGCUGCAGCCGCGGCGAGGCGGAGAUGGGGGCCGGGCAGCCAGUGUUCCUUGUGCUGCUGGCACCACCGAAAAGGCCUGCCGGAACAGACCUCCCAGGGUGCGGCGCACUUCUUCCUUGGACACCAUCCUUGGGUUGUACCUCUUGGGUCAGUGGCCUCGGGAUGCUGAAGGAGCAGCCGUCUCGCACAUGAGUGACAAAUCAACCCAGACUCCUGUAUCCUGGCAUGAAGCAGAGGUGGGGAAGGCUGCGGCUCAUAAGCGUUCUGCCUCGUGGGGUAGCAUGGAUCAUCGCAGGGAGAUUGCUAAACUAAAACAGCAGCUUCAGAGAACAAAGCUCAGUGCCAGAAGCAGCAAAGAGAAAGAAUGGAGCUCCCCCAUUCAGGGAGAUCACAGUGUGAUCCCAUCAGUCAAGGUCUCCCCGCCUGCAUCCUUGCCAGUCCUGACCACCGUGUCGCUCAGCCCCUAUUUGCACAACAGCCUUGAUGGUCUCAAUCAGGAAUUGGAAGAGGCAUUUGUAAAGGAGCAAGGAGAUGAGGAACUUCUCAGAAUUCUGGAUGUCCCUGAUGGCCAUCGAGCCCCAGCCCCUCUCCAGAGAGGCAUUGGAGAUUCCUUGCUGCCACGACUGGAGCACAGUGGUAGCAGCUGCAGCAGUCUCUCUCCUUCUCCGUCCCCUUCCGCCGCUCUUGGACGGUCCCCGCACACUCCUGCUCGAGCAUCUGUGGAAGAGCUUUCCCCUGGUGCAUUGGAAAAGCCAGUGCUGGAGGCUAAGGGAAAAGAAAAUGGCAACAACUCUCCAGUCCUUGCCUUUGCCUUGUCUCCUCGUCCCAACCACACCUACGUGUUCAAGCGGGAACCUCCUGAGGGCUGCGAGAAAAUCCAUGCUUUUGAGGAAGUGGCGCCACUAAGCCCCGAUCAGACUUUCCUGCCCUCCUGUCCUGAUAAAAAUAAAGUCCACUUCAACCCAACUGGCUCUGCCUUUUGCCGGUUCAGCCUGGUGAAGCCUCUCAUUCCCAACGUAGACUUCCUGUUCAGAGACUUCUCUUCCUCUCCCAGCCCCAUGCUGCCGAGCACGUUCUCCUCUUGCCAGCCCACUUCCACAGUCCCAAUCCUCAGUUUGCAGAAAGACUCGAGAGGAGACAACUUCAGUGAGACCCCUAAAUCGCCUUCAUUGAACUUGGAGUCCUGGAAGCGGAACCAGGCUGAAGACACCGUCCUCUUCCACAGCUCCCUCGUUGUCUGAAGCUCAGUGGGUGGCGUAGAGCCAAAAUAAAUCCAUGGUCCCUCGACGCACUUUGGCCUGUGCAGAAGAGUGCCUUGGAACUGGGAAACUGAGCGAUCCCAGCGACAGCCUUAAAAGUGCAAAUCGCUACUGGACUCCUUGCACCCACAAUAGGUUUUUCCUUUUGACUCCUGGUACUUAAAGCACUUCCUUUCCUUAUGAGUUAGUGUCAAAUGCAUUCUGCUAUUGUGAUAGCCAAAGAACAUCUAGUCUUCUCUGAUGGAAGAAUGCAUAUUAGCCACCAGGUUCUCUCCCUCUCGAUAGCUUGCUGGUUGAAGCAAAAGUUUGUGUGGUGUUUUGUUUUUUGUGUUUUUUAAAUAAUCCUAAGAAUGUCACACAAGCAUCCCACAGGGUAGGGAGGAUGAAAUGGUUCACAUAUAGCCAGAGGAGCUGAUGUACACUGGCUUAGCAGAUGACUGCUAGGCAAAAUUUUAGCAGGCCAACCUGUGUUCCUCCUAAUGAAAUUAGUCCUGUAAAAUGCAGAGCACAAUACAAAGGAGUCCUAAUUGUGUUUGCAGGGGGUGCCAAGCCUACAGUAAUAAGCUAAAUGCUUGAAAGAAGCAUUUUUUUCUCCUAAUGAUCAUGCUAUAACAAGUAGUAGUUUAAUGAGCUGGCCUUCAGUGUUUGUGCCUUUUUGAGAAAGAGGUCUUUAGAUAGACUCUUCUCUUAUAAAGGAAGAACAAAGGGAAGUGUUUCUCUGCAAAGUUUCCAGGUGGGCCGCUGGAGAUAGGCCUUGCAAUAGCGUUCUGAAAAAGGAGAAAAGGCUCCAAUGUUGAAAGCUCUCUGGCAGAAUGCAGCUGUUAAUGGAAUCGCUGUGUGCUGUUGUUGUCUUCAUUGUAUAAUGAAUUGGCCAGUCCAGCUAGGUCUGACACUACUGCUCUUCUAGUCAAUGAAUCUGGGGAAUCUGCACAGCUUUAAUCCCACUUUUAACGCACAGAAUAACACUCCAAAGACCCCCAGUCCACUUCUUCCUACACCUUCUUUCAUCCCCACCCCACAAUUGAAAGGCCUUAAACCUUGUGAUGCCUUGAUUGUAAAGUGUAUUAGAAAUGAAAGUGUCUUGUUGCUAAGCCUCUGGAUUUCAUUGGAAAGGUUUUCUUAAACCUGAGACAGAAACUAUAUUUUCUUUGAGAGACAGUAUUUUUGCAGCUACUUUUGAAGUUUUGUAUAUUUUAAUGUAUGUAUUGCAAAAGCUUAAUGGAAAAAUGUUGGCCUUAAGAGGUUCAUUGCCAUGUCUUCAGUUGAGAGGUUUUUGCAGAUGUUGGUGUUUAAACCAAUUCAAAAAAAUAAAAUUUCAGGCACAA
Molecule: messenger RNA, 2735 nt
Organism: Hemicordylus capensis (graceful crag lizard)
Lineage: Eukaryota; Metazoa; Chordata; Lepidosauria; Squamata; Cordylidae
Gene: FAM117A
Product: family with sequence similarity 117 member A
Exons: 8
Coding region: 85-1392 (435 amino acids)
Source: RefSeq, a predicted model, not a curated record